GGAUUUUAUUAAUAAAAGUUAGAUAAGAAUGUUAGACUAAAUAUCUGUAACGCUAUAUAUACUAGUAAUAAAAUAUGAAUUAAUCUAAUUAAUUUUGGUAUUCAAAUAUGAAUCAAAGAGUUGAUGUAACAAACACAAAUAACGCUAUAACUAGAAGUCGGAUUUUUACUCAAGUACUUAGAUUUACAAAAUCUAGUCCAAAAAUAUUAGAUUUACAAAACCUAUCUAGUCCAAAAAGAAAUAGUAGAUCCGUUUGAUAUAUAAAAAAAUAAUUUUUAAAUUAAUAAUAAACUUUAUAAAUAUUAAAAAGCAAAGUCAUAAACUUUUCUUAUAUUUAUAAUAAAUAAUAAUUUUGAGAGAGACCAGUGACAUGUGAUUUCUCAUAAAUAUAUAAUCUAUAAACACAAUGGUUUGCUAUUCUUUUGACGUGGGUUAGCAUAAGUCUUGUUUCCCAUACAACUUGGGUGACAUUACAAGUAUUUUUUCCUCACAACUUUUGUGAUUUCUUCUCGACUUUCAAAUUCUCUCUCUAUAAAUGUUUCUUUGAGCGGCUUUGCAGAGGUGAAAUUUUAAUGCUAUAAUAAAAAACAAGUUAAUUAAAUGGAAAGACAACGACUAGAAGUUGUGUUAAUAAUCUUGUUGGGAUUGUUUGUUUACGUAAAUUCAUGCACCAUUAAUGGAGAAACUGAAACUGGAAAACUGUGUCAUGCAUGAUGGUUUACAAUGAAGGUGGGGCGCCUGCAGUUCUUGAGUCUCCUCAAUGUCGCCGUCGUCCGGAGGAGCCAUCACAACAUGAACUGUGAGUCUGCUAGACUUCAGGGACGAAGAAAGUACCAAGAGGAUCAUGUUUUCUGCGAUCUCCAUAUUCCAAUUCUAUUUUAUGGUAAAAAUGGAGUGAAGGAAGUUAGAAUUGGCAUGGUUGCAGUCUUUGAUGGUCAUGCCGGAGCUGAAGCAGGUGAAAUGGCAUCAAAGCUCCUGUCGGAUUACUUCUUGCUACACACAAAUUUUAUUCGUCAUGAGGCUUCAUUUUCACUUACAUUUAAGAAAAACUACAAUGGAAGCUCUCUGUUUAAGGAAGAAGAUUAUUCGGAUCAGCUUGAUUCAAUUGUUGAAAGCUAUGCUCUACCUCUGACUGAAUCAAUGCAUAUGGAAAUUUUGAAAGAAGCACUGGUGAGAACAAUCCAUGAUAUUGAUACAACAUUUUCCAAGGAAGCUUCAGAAAACAAUCUUGUUUCCGGAUCUACGGCCACAGUUGUUCUUUUAGUAGAUGGUCAUAUUUUAGCCGCACAUGUUGGUGACUCAAAGGCUCUUCUUUGUUCAGAGAAAUUCAACACUCCAGAUGAGGUUCAAGGUACUUUACUGAGAGAAUUCAAGAGAAGAAGAAGAAUAGGCUGUAAAGAUAUGAGAUUAGCUGCUUCUAAUGGGUUGACCCGGCUUUCUGCCGAGGAACUAACAAGAGAUCAUCAUCCAGAUCAAGUUGAUGAAAGAUUGCGAAUUGAAGCGUGUGGCGGUCAUGUUGAUUGGACCUAUGUGCUUCGUGUCAAUGGCCAGCUAGCUGUGUCAAGUUCUAUUGGUGAUGUAAAAUUCAAAAGGUUUGGAAUAUUUAGUCUGUUAUAUAAUAUAAAUUUGGAAAAAAAAAUAAAAAAAAUUCUUGCUAAUUUAUGUUUUUGUGAAUUGUGGUCAGCUAUGGUGUCCUAAUCUUCGCCUGAGGUAAUGGACUGGCGACCGUUAACCAGAAACGACAGCUACUUAGUGGUUUCAUCUGAUGGAAUAUACGAAAAGCUUACCGUCCAAGAUGUCUGUGAUCUUUUGCCAUACGGACAUUCCAAAGGUUAUGAAAUGUUGAAGCUGUUCCCUUCGUGCCAUUAUCCAUCAGCCGAAUGCAUAGUAAAGACUGCCUCGGAAGAAGGCAGCAUGGAUAACUUGUCAGCCAUUGUGGUUCCAUUGAAGUCAGCUGGCCUUCUGUCUAAGAACCUGCAAAAUAGAAGCAGCAAUGACGAAGCAUUCAGUCUUCAGCUUUGCAUUACUUAGGAUAUUGUACAGUAAUGACAAUAUACUAAUUGGUUGAAUUGGAUUUUAUUUUAUUUUUAUUAUCAACCGGCACGAGAUGAGCUACAAAAUUUACAAAUAUUAUGCGAAGUAUGUUAAACUGGACAUUCACGGGUACAUCAUCACUAUUCUACACUCAAAUGGAUUGACAAAAAAAAUUCUUUUCCUUUCCCUUGAACAAAUCCUAGGUCCCAGACAUGGCAUGGUAGUAUUCUACCCACAAUGUAGCAAUUAUAAAAAAUAUA
This is a messenger RNA of Camellia sinensis, 2294 nucleotides long. Lineage: Eukaryota; Viridiplantae; Streptophyta; Magnoliopsida; Ericales; Theaceae. The record is from RefSeq and is a predicted model, not a curated record.